Molecule: messenger RNA, 462 nt
Organism: Ustilaginoidea virens
Lineage: Eukaryota; Fungi; Ascomycota; Sordariomycetes; Hypocreales; Clavicipitaceae
Exons: 2
Coding region: 1-462 (153 amino acids)
Source: RefSeq, a predicted model, not a curated record
AUGGCCACCGAGACUGCGGCUCGUAAAUUCUUCACGUCACCUUUCUACGCUGUAGUCGGCGCAAGUUCGAAUCCCGCCAAGUUCGGGCAUAAAGUCCAUGCUUGGUACCUACACCACGCCAUGGAUGUCACGCCCGUGAACCCAGGAUCGUCAGCAGUAACUGUUGGUGGUAAGGACUAUCCAACUGUUCCGAACCUUUCGUCCCUGCCAAAGCCCAGGCAGACUUCGGUUUCCAUCAUCACGGCCCCGCCGGUUACCCUCAAGAUAUUGGAGGAAGCCAAGGAGUUGGGCAUUCGAGCCAUCUGGUUGCAACCUGGCACAUACGAUGGCGCUGUUUUGAACCUGGCCCUUGAAGACGGAACCUUUGAGUCUGUGGUCUAUGGGGCUGGUGGCCGUGGGCAUGAUGGCUGGUGCAUUCUUGUCGAUGGGGAAAAGGCCAUGAACGAUGCUGGGAAACUGUAG